Messenger RNA from Solea solea (common sole), 2477 nucleotides. RefSeq names its product protein NLRC3-like. The record is from RefSeq and is a predicted model, not a curated record. Lineage: Eukaryota; Metazoa; Chordata; Actinopteri; Pleuronectiformes; Soleidae. The coding region runs from base 1244 to 2398 and encodes 384 amino acids. The transcript has 4 exons.
GGAGCGGCUCCGUCACAACACUUUUAUGUCAAUGUAUUUCAUACAGUGAGUCCAUAUUGUACAUUUGUACACAGACUUUGUCUUCAGUGAGGUUUUUCACCUCUGGUAGCGCUACCUAGUGGACAGGUAGCAGAACUACUUUGUGUCAUGUGUGACUGUGUCCAUGUUGUGUCCAAGUAAAGUUUGACAUUGUGUCCAUGUUUGUUCUUGGAUAACAUCACCAAAGUUCAAUGAGACACCUGUCAGUGAAGGGGGAGGAGUCUGGACAGGUAUCAAAGGCUGAACUGGGUCUAGUGUCACACUGAUUUAUUUAGACUUUGACUCUGAAGGUAUGAGGACGUGACUUUGUGUCCUCAGAUCAGACACAGAAAGACGGCAGGACAGACGAGAGACAACCGGCAGUGUCUGGUGUCCACGUGAAGGUGGACAGUGUGUGUGUGAGUGGACCUGAGCUCAGUUCAGCAGGUGAGACUCUUACCUGACAAAUGUGACACUGUCUGGACUGUGAUUGGCUGCUGCUCAUAUAGAUCCAUGUUAUUCAGGUCAUUUCUAUGAGUGACAGUGUGUUUGUGUGUCCUCAGUAAAAUCACUGCUGAAUCUUUAUCAUCUGACUUUUUGUUUUCAACAUUCCUGCAUGAAGAGUCUGAACUGGUCUGACAGCUUCCAUCAACAGAUCAACAAAAGUUGAUCAGCAGAGGACAGAUGUUCUCAGUGGGCAGUCUGUCCAGCAGCAUGGAGCAGACCUGGACUCCAUAUUUAAGCUGCUGGAGGAGAACAUCAUCUGCUUUGUGAAGAACGAGCUGAUGAAGAUCCAGAAGUUUCAGGAUACAGAUCACAGAGAAGUCUUAGAGAGUCAGAGGGAGGAUGAGGAGCAGAGGAGCAGCAGAGAGGCCUUUCUGAAGAUCACAGAGGUCUUCUUGAGGAGGAUGAAGCAGGAGAAGCUAGCUGACUGUCUACAGAGCAAAACCAAAGCUUCAGCUUGUCGACGUAAACUCAAAUCAAACCUGAAGAAGAAGUUCCAGUGUUUGUUUGAGGGUGUGGCUAAAGCAGGAAACCCCACCCUUCUGAAUGAGAUCUUUACAGAGCUCUACAUCACAGUGGGAGGGACUGGAGAGGUCAAUGAAGAACAGAGGUCAGACAGAUUGAAAGAGCUUCCUGGAAACCAGACAGACCAGAAACAACCAUCAGACAAGAAGACAUCUUGAAAGCCUCAGCUGGAAGAGAUGGACCAAUCAGAAGAGUGAUGACAAAGGGCGUGGCUGGCAUUGGGAAAACUGUGUUAACACAGAAGUUCACUCUGGACUGGGCUGAAGACAAAAGCAACCAGGACGUACAGUUCAUCUUUCCCUUCACCUUCAGAGAGCUGAAUGUGAUGAAAGAAAAGAAGUUCAGUUUGGUGGAACUCAUCCAUCACUUCUUCACUGAAACCAAAGAAGCAGGAAUCUGCAGGUUUGAAGACUUUAGGGUGGUCUUCAUCUUUGAUGGUCUGGACGAGUGUCGACUUCCUCUGGACUUCCACAACACUGAGAUCCUGACUGACGUCACAGCGUCCACCUCGGUGGACGUGCUGCUGACAAACCUCAUCAGGGGGAAACUGCUUCCCUCUGCUCGCCUCUGGAUAACCACACGACCUGCAGCAGCCAAUCAGAUCCCUCCUGACUGUGUGGACAUGGUGACAGAGGUCAGGGGGUUCAUGGACCCACAGAAGGAGGACUACUUCAGGAAGAGGUUCAGAGAUGAGGAGCAGACCAGCAGGAUCAUCUCCCACAUCCAGACAUCACGAAGCCUCCACAUCAUGUGCCACAUCCCAGUCUUCUGCUGGAUCACUGCAACAGUUCUGGAGAACAUGUUGAAAACCAGAGAUGGAAGUAAACUGCCCAAGACCCUGACUGAGAUGUACAUCCACUUCCUGGUGGUUCAGUCCAAAGUGAAGAAGGUCAAAUAUGAUGGAGGAGCUGAGACAGAUCCACACUGGAGUCCAGAGAACAUGAAGAUGAUUGAUUCUCUGGGGAUACUGGCUUGUGAGCAGCUGCAGAAAGGAAACCUGAUCUUCUAUGAAUCAGACCUGACAGAGUGUGGCAUCGAUAUCACAGCAGCUUCAGUUUACUCAGGAGUCUUCACUCAGAUCUUUAAAGAGGAGCGAGGCCUGUACCAGGACAAGGUCUUCUGCUUUGUCCAUCUGAGUGUUCAGGAGUUUCUGGCUGCUCUUCAUGUUCAUCUGACCUUCAUCACCUCUGGAACAAAUCUGUUGUCAGAAGAACCAACAACGAGCCUGUGGUCCAGAGUGUUUAGAAACAAACUGAAUCAUCUGCACCUGAGUGGUGUUGACAAGGCCUUACUGAGUCCAAAUGGACACCUGGACUUGUUCCUCCGCUUCCUCCUGGGUCUUUCACUGUAGACCAAUCAGAAGCUCUUAAGAGGACUACUGACACAAACAGGAAGUGGUUCACAGACCAAUCAGAAAACAGUUGAGUACA